Nannospalax galili (Upper Galilee mountains blind mole rat) is the source of this 6249-nucleotide messenger RNA. RefSeq lists its product as uncharacterized. NCBI's taxonomy places the organism in Eukaryota, Metazoa, Chordata, Mammalia, Rodentia, Spalacidae. Bases 1245 to 5693 code for a protein of 1482 amino acids. Gene Ontology annotation, molecular function: DNA-binding transcription repressor activity, RNA polymerase II-specific. Gene Ontology annotation, biological process: negative regulation of transcription by RNA polymerase II. The record is from RefSeq and is a predicted model, not a curated record. The transcript is spliced from 14 exons.
AAAGAGGGUGUUGGAUCCCUUGGAAUGACGGUUGUGCUGGCCAUCCGAAUGCUGGGAAUCGCUUUCCAGUCCCAUGUAUUUUCACUUUUAACCAUGUGUCCCUAGUCUAAUUCUCUGCAUAGGUCAUCAGGGGCCCUGAAACUCCCCAUCCUAAGACAAGGGGUGGAGUUCCUGGCCUGAUCUGUAGGGGUCUUCCUGUUCUCCACACAGCAUGGCCCCAGCUGAGGCAAGGCUGUCAGCUCAAGUUGGCCUUUGUACAUGUUUCUGAGACCAGCCGGAACUCUCACGCUCCAGGGAGGAAACUCUAAUUUCUCCACCUGAAGGGUUCUAAACUAUGAGUCUCAGAAUAAACUCAAACUACUCCGGCAGAACCCGGGGAACGGCGGUUGAAAGCGGAAAUGACGUCAUCCACCCCUGAUGUGGCCUUGCUGAAGCUGGGUCAGUCUAAUUUAUCUCCCAGAAUGGCUUCCAAAUUGCUUGAGCUGGAGCCAGAGCCCGGAGCCGGGUGCUCCAGUUUGAGGCCAGAAGCAGAAGCAGAAGUGGCGUCAGUCAUUGUCCUCCGUCUCUUCCGGCGCUGGCUCUGGGCUGGGGGCGGCUGACUUCCUCUCAACCUGCGGGAUCUGGAGACUCAAAAACUGGUUAUGCAGCCCCAGGCCGGAAGCGGAAAUAAUUCCAGUCAUAGUCUUCCGUCUCUUCCAGCAGCCUGGACUCCAGGCUUCCUGGUUCCGGGACCCUCGGCUGCGGAGUCCAGGCCCCGCAUCCCAGUUCCUCUGGCGGCUACUCAGAGGCCGCGGUUCCCGCGCCCGUCGGCUUCCUUGGGGCUCUGCAGACCGGCGACCACCACCCGGGCCGCCACAGCCUCCCGGGCGGCCUUCGGGAGGCGUUUUCUUCCAGAAGGAAAGGGAUUUCCCCGCCGUUCAUUCCUGGUCCUUCGUGCCCCCUUCUAGGCGAGCUGAGGCGGCUAGGGCGCGUUCUGCAGCUUUGUAGCCUCUUUGUACCUCCAGGAAUGCCUUCCACGUUUUCCAUAUGACCCUUGGAGUACCUCAACAAUUUUUCCAUCACACAAAUCUUUGCAGAAGACAGCCUUGUUAAAUCCACCUUUCUAUAGGACCAAAGGGAUGCAGGUAAUGUCAGAGAGAGAGAGGAACAAACUGCCACUGGCUACUUAAAUGUAGAAGCUGCCUAGUUGUAUCCUUGGAAUUCUGGAAGAGUGUUUGGGUAUAUUUCACCAUCACCUUUACAGGAUGGAAGCCAUCAAUUUGUCCCAUGGUUUAUUUUCUAGAGGCCUACCCUCUUUUCAUGAUGAAAAGGCAGUGGUGGAAAGGAUGAUGGCUCACUGUCUGACAGAUUAUUACCAGGACUCAGUUACCUUUGAGGAUGUGGCAGUGGACUUCACCCAGGAGGAAUGGACUUUAUUGGACACAACACAGAGAAACCUCUACAGAGAGGUGAUGUUGGAGAAUUACCAGAAUCUGGCCACAGUAGGGUGUCAGCUCAUUAAACUCAGCUUGAUCUCUUGUUUGGAAGCAGAAGAGUUGAGGAUAGUGGAGAGUGGAGUCUGCCAAGAACAGGCUAUGCGGUUUACCACCAAAGGGAUAGCACUUCAGGAUAUUUUUUGGCUAAAAAUGGCAAGUGAGCUACAACUGCAGGCAAGUAGCCAUAAUGGAGGAGAACUCUAUGACUUUAAGCCAUGUGGAGAAGUCCUCAAAGAAUCCUCAUGCAGUCUUACAUGCAUGGGCCCUCAAAAUAGAAAGACCACUUAUGAUUCUGUUCAGUAUGGACAAGGCUUUCCUGUGUUGCAUAAGGAAACUUCUGCAGAAAACCUUCCUGUAAUGAGUCAAUAUGGAAAAGGCUUCAGUCUGACUCCAAGUGUUGCUUACCAGACAACCUGUGUACAAGCCAAAUCUCUUGAAUCUAGUGAAUUUCAGCACACUUUUGGUAGUCAGUCACCUGGAAGACUUCACAGUGAAGACAAACUCUUCAAAUGGGAGCAGUGUGGUGAUGCUUUUAACUCCUCCACAAAUCAUGCUGGGAAAGGUCAAACACACACUGGAAAAAAAUCCUAUGAAUGUAAGGAAUGUGGGAAAAGUUUUAAAUAUUCUGCCAAUCUUAAUAUUCAUAUGCGCACCCAUACAGGGGAGAAACCUUAUCAGUGUAAGGAAUGCGGGAAAGCCUUUUCUAGGUGCUAUCCUCUAACUCAGCACUUAAAAACUCACACUGAAGAGAAGCCCUUUGAAUGUAAGUUUUGUGGAAAAAGCUUUCGAAAUUCCUCAUGCCUUAAUGAUCACUUUCGGGUUCACACUGGAAUAAAGCCCUAUAAAUGUAAGGACUGUGGCAAAGCCUUUACUGGGCGCUCUGGCCUUAGUAAACAUUUGCCAACCCAUACUGGAGAGAAGCCCUAUGAAUGUAAGGAAUGUGGAAAAGCCUUCACUUCAACUUCAGGCCUUAUUAAACAUAUGAAAAGUCACAUGGGAGAGAGACCCUUUGAAUGUGACCAUUGUGGGAAAGCUUUUGCUUCUUCCUCAACACUUAUUACACAUUUGAGAACACACACUGGAGAGAAGCCCUUUGAGUGUAAAGUAUGUGGAAAAACAUUUACAUGUUCUUCUUACCUUCGCAUUCACAUGCGAACUCACACUGGAGAAAAGCCCUAUGUAUGUCAGGAGUGUGGCAGAGCCUUCACUGAGCGCACAAGUCUUACUAAACAUUUACGAACACACACUGGAGAGAAUCCCUUUGAGUGUAAUGUGUGUGGAAAAGCAUUUGCAUGUUCUUCCUACCUUCAUAAUCAUAUACGAACUCACACUGGAGAGAAACCUUAUAUAUGUAAGGAAUGUGGGAAAGCCUUCACAGUUUCGUCACACUUAAGUAAACAUGUGAGAAUUCACACAGGAGAGAAACCCCAUAAGUGUGAGCAGUGUGGGAAAGCCUUCACUGUGCGUUCUGGUCUCACUAAACACAUGCGAACUCACACUGGGGAGAAGCCCUACAAUUGUAAGGAAUGUGGGAAAGCCUUUACUACAUCUUCAGGCCUCCUUGAACAUAUAAGAAGUCACACAGGAGAGAAACCAUAUGAAUGUGACCAAUGUGGAAAGGCCUUUGCUUCUUCCUCAUAUCUUAUUGCACAUUUGAGAAUUCAUACUGGAGAGAAGCCUUUUGAGUGUAACAUGUGUGGGAAAGCAUUCACCUGUUCCUCUUAUCUUCAUAUUCACAUGCGAACUCAUACUGGAGAGAAACCCUAUGAAUGUAAGGAAUGUGGGAAAGCCUUUGCUGUUUAUUCACAUCUGAGUAAACAUGUGAGAAUUCACAGUGGAGAGAAAGCCUAUAAAUGUAAAGAUUAUGGGAUAGCCUUCAGUAGUUCUCAUCUUACUGAACACUUAAAAACCAUUGAGAAAAAUCCUCUGAAUGUAAGCAAUGAAGAGACUCCUUUAGGAAGUCCUAUUGCAUUGUGUUACCCCGAAAGACUCAUGUUCCAAAGAUGCCUCAUGAACUUAAGAAGUCUCCCGCCCUUCCCGGGCUCCACCCUUCCCCGCCCCGGCCCCGCCCUCUUGGUCAAGCCACGCCCUUCUAUCACCACGCCCCUCCUUGCCCCUCCCCUUCUGGCCCCCUCUUUCCGUCCCCGGCCCCUUCUACCUCCUUGCCCCGCCUGCCGGCGUCUUCACCCAAACUCAGCACCCGAGUUCCCUCCGCUCCGCCCCUCACCUCUCAGCCGUUGGGAAACCGGAAGCAGAGGGCUGCCACCGCGCUUGCGUAGGGCUUCCUCUCUGUCACUGCGUUACCUCGGCCGCCUGCUGCGUCUAGGACUUCUUUCAGAGUCUGAGGACCCAGUAACCAUUGAGGACGUGGCUGUGGGUUUUACCCAGGACGAGUGGGCUUUGCUCGAUCUUGCUCAGAAGAAUCUCUAUAGAGAUGUAAUGCUGGAAACAUUCUGGAACCUGGCCUCACUAGGAUAUCCGCUGCACAUAUCCCAUCUGAUAUCCCAGUGGGAUCAAGAGGAGGACCUUCAGUCAAUGAAGAGAGAACUUAUUAAAGACACCUGUACAGUGCAGUACCAGGAAGGCAAGAGUCCUGGUUUUGAGAAUCAACUUAAGAAUUGUCAAUUGGUUUCUCUUCAAGAUAUUUAUGGAGAAAAGAUACACAAUGAUGAGAAAAUAGAAUUAGAAAGUGGUUCCUGGUCCUCUAUUUUAUGUGAAAACUGGGAAUCUUGUGAUAUUGUUAAGAGGCAAAGUCAUGAGAGACAUUUGAGAAGUCAUAUGGUCGAGAACAUCUAUGAAUGUAAUGAAGAAAAUCAUUGUGGACAAAUUUCAAAUCUUAGUAUACUGGAGAGCACUACUGACAUAAAAUCCUAUGAAUGCCAUGUUUGUGGAAAAGCCUUCAUGUUUCAUUCAUCCCUUAAGAAUCAUAUCAGAUCUCAUACUGGAGGCAAACGCUAUCAGUGUAAGGAAUGUGGGAAAGCCUUCCAUUUUCUCGCUUGUUUUAAGAAGCAUAUGAAAACCCCCACUGAAGAGAAACAUUAUGAAUGUAAGGACUGUGCCACAACUUUCAGUUGUUCCUCAUUCUUUCAAGCACAUAUGAAGAUUCACAGUGGAAAGGGAAACUUUGAAUGCAAAGAAUGUGGGAAAACUUUCAGUAGUUCUUCAUACCUCACAGAACAUAGAAGAAUUCAUAAUGGAGAUAAACCAUAUGAAUGUAAGGAAUGUGGGAAAGCCUUCAGUUGUUCCUCUUCACUUUCUAAACACAAAAGAAUCCAUAGUGGAGUUAAGCCAUAUGAAUGUAAAGAAUGUGGGAAGGCCUUUAGUUCUUCCUCUCACCUCAUAAUACACAUAAGAAUUCAUACUGGAGAGAAGCCUUAUGAGUGUAAAGAGUGUGGGAAGGCCUUCAGUGAAUCCUCAAAACUCUCUGUACAUGUGAGAACACAUAGUGGAGAGAAACCCUAUAAAUGUAAGGAAUGUGGGAAAACCUACAAUUGCCCCUCCUCUUUAAGUAUCCAUAUGAGAAAACACACUGGAGAGAAACCGUAUGAAUGUCUAGAAUGUGGAAAAGCCUUUUAUCUUCCCACUUCCCUGAAUACACAUGUAAAAAAUCAAAGCAGAGAAAAGCCCUAUGAGUGUAAGGACUGUGGGAAAGCCUUCAGUUGCCCCUCAUCCUUUAAAAGACAUGUGAAAGAUCAUGCUGGAAAGGUACGAUAUGAAUGUAAAGAAUGUGGAAAGGCCUUUAGUCGUUCCUCAUCCCUCACUGAACAUUUAAGAACUCACAGUGGAGAGAAGCCUUAUGAAUGUAAGGAAUGUGGGAAAGCCUUUAUUAGUUCCUCUCAUCUUACGGUACAUAGAAGAACUCACACUGGAGAGAAACCUUAUGAAUGUAAGAAAUGUGGGAAAGCCUUUAUUUAUUUUUCAGCCCUCAGUAUCCACAUGAGAACCCAUACUGGGGAAAAACCAUAUGAAUGUAAGGAAUGUGGAAAAGCUUUUCGACAUUCUUCAUACCUUACUGUACAUGCAAGAAUGCACACUGGAGAAAAACCCUUUGAAUGUCUGGAGUGUGGGAAAGCCUUCAGUUGUCCCUCAUCCUUUCGAAGACAUGUGAGAAGCCACACUGGAGAGAAACCAUAUGAAUGUAAUGACUGUGGAAAAGCCUUUAUAUGUCCAGCAUACUUUAGAAGACAUUUGAAGAUUCACAGUAGGGAAAACAAAUAAAUGUAAAGAACAUGGGAUAUUUGAAAAGCUCACUACUUGUAGGCAACCUGUAAAGUCUUGUAAUAUGGAGGCACCCUAUGAAUGUGAAAAAGUAGGAGAUUGUCAUUCACCUUUUUGAAUGACCUCAGAGAAACCCUGUGCAUUUAAGGCAUGUGAUGAAGCUUUCCUGAUCACCACUAUAUUGUUUAUAAGAAAAUUAAUCUUAGAAACGAGAUCAGUAUCUGACCAUUGUAAGGGACUGCUGACUUUGAGUUCCAGUGCUUCCUUUUAAAUUUUGUUUUAUGUAUAUGAAUGUUAUGCCUUGCAUGUAUGUAAGCACAGGCAUGUUGUGCAGUACCUAUGGAGGCCAGAAGUGUUGGAUCUUCUGGAACUGGAGUUAUGGACUGCUUUUAGUUGCUAUGUGGAUGCUGGUAUUGGACCUGGGUCAUCUGCAAGAGCAAUCAGUGCUUUUAACCACUGAGCUAUCUCUCCAGCCCCAUCCAGUGCUUUCUAAUGAGAAGAUUUAAGAUAACUCAUAUUUCAGCUCUAGCCACAUAUUUUUUUUCUAACAUAUAAG